AUGCAAGUAGGCAGUGCUGCUCCAAACGCCUGUUUCUUGUGUCAUUCUCAGAAACGCAAAUGUGAUCGGCAAAUUCCGGGCUGCAGCCGUUGUGUCAGCAAUAACGUUCCAUGUCAGUACACAUCUUGUGCUACUCAGGAAAAUCCUAGCCAUCAGCCUCUACAACCUAUCACUUGCACUCAAGAUCAUGACCAUUGGAGCUUAGUUAUUCACAAAUCACUUUACUACCUUGAUCAACCCUACAUCGGCACCUGCAGGAAGAAGAGCAUCGACAUUGGUUUCACUUCCUACAUGUUUGACAUCUUGGCAAGCCUGAAUCUUCGAUUAGAAAAUGUUAUAGGUUGCUACGAACGAUGCAUGCACCAAUGGCUUCCCUUUAUUCAUCCCAUCUUCUUGGCACAAAGAGUUGCAUCACUGCGAGAUGAGCCCUGUGCCGAGUUGGCUUCCCUUAUUCUCCAUAUUUUGCUGGUGAAUCCGCCAAAUGUCCCAGAACUGUCUCAGCUUACUGAAAUCAUACCCCUAUAUGUGAACUCCUCUGUUUUUGAAGAAGAGAGGAAGCGUGUGUGGUGGUCGAUUUACUUGCUCGACAGACUCUUCUAUCACUUUGAUGAGAGUUCUGGACGAACCUUGCUCGUUCAGAGCUCUCAGAGCGGGCAUGAACUUCCUGUUGAUGAUGAGCUAUGGAGCAAUCAUACUGGGGUUGGUCCCUGGGAUCCGGAAAUAAAGCUGCUCUCUGACGCAAUGGGAACAACCAUUCCAGGUUUUGCUCAGCAGAUAGAGGCUGUCUAUUUUCUGGAGCAAGUCGUACAAUUAACCGAGAUUCAUCCCGUCUCCAUGAUGGAAAUGACAGACUAUGAUUUCUGGAGAAUUGAGUCAUUGAUUCGAAAACAUACGGUCGACGUUUUGAAUAGCUCUGGAAAGGAUUGGGAGCGACCAUACAGAGCGAUAAUUAUCCUUCUUCUAGCUCUCAUUGAACUUCAUAAGAAGCGGCUGAUGUGCCUUGGUAGCGUCCCAGGCAGACAGAAUAAUGUCCGGGAGUCGUCUAUAGCAGCUCUAGAAAUGGCGUUGAACAUCACUCGUGACAUUACAUGUAUGGACGACAUUCUCAGCAUAAGCAAAAUGCCUUUGGCGGCCGUCUUUUUACUUCAGAAGGCUGGAACGGUAGCUGCCUGGCUGGAAAAGCAUUUCAACCACAUGACCGAGGUAUUGCAACCGGUAACUGAAUCAUUGGAACGAGCAAGCAAGCGGUGGAUAAUCGCAAGUCGGAUUUCAAGAGAGCUUUCCGCGGUCGGUGGAAUUUCCAUGAACGUCUAG
Molecule: messenger RNA, 1314 nt
Organism: Penicillium roqueforti
Lineage: Eukaryota; Fungi; Ascomycota; Eurotiomycetes; Eurotiales; Aspergillaceae
Product: Zn(II)2Cys6 transcription factor
Exons: 5
Coding region: 1-1314 (437 amino acids)
Biological process (GO): regulation of DNA-templated transcription; DNA-templated transcription
Cellular component (GO): nucleus
Molecular function (GO): DNA binding; zinc ion binding; DNA-binding transcription factor activity, RNA polymerase II-specific
Source: RefSeq, a predicted model, not a curated record